This is a messenger RNA of Chionomys nivalis (European snow vole), 10862 nucleotides long. RefSeq names its product polyhomeotic homolog 3 (gene Phc3). The record is from RefSeq and is a predicted model, not a curated record. Gene Ontology annotation, molecular function: protein binding; zinc ion binding. The coding region runs from base 153 to 3152 and encodes 999 amino acids. The transcript has 16 exons. Lineage: Eukaryota; Metazoa; Chordata; Mammalia; Rodentia; Cricetidae. Gene Ontology annotation, cellular component: PRC1 complex; nucleus.
UGAGUGACUUGCUGGUGACUGAUGUCGUAACCGGGGGGCGAGUGAGGGCAGCGACACGUCCCCCCGAGGGAGCUCUCAGGGCCCCGAGGCUGACAGUGCAGGGCUGAGAAGAGGCGAGAGUCCCGGCGUGAUUUAAGGAUCACAGUGCAGCUAUGGAUAGCGAACCAAACUCUGGAACAUCUUCAGUGUCAACAACAGCCAAUAGCACUACCACCACCACUAUCACCACUUCCUCCUCUCGAAUGCAGCAACCGCAGAUCUCUGUCUACAGUGGUUCAGACCGACAUGCUGUUCAGGUAAUUCAACAGGCAUUGCAUCGCCCCCCCAGCUCGGCUGCUCAGUACCUCCAGCAGAUGUACGCGGCUCAGCAACAGCACUUGAUGCUGCACACGGCUGCUCUUCAGCAGCAGCAUCUCAGCAGCUCCCAGCUCCAGAGCCUCGCUGCUGUCCAGGCAAGCUUGUCCAGUGGAAGGCCAUCUACAUCCCCGACAGGAAGUGUCACACAGCAGUCAAGCAUGUCCCAGACAUCUAUCAACCUCUCCACUUCUCCUACACCUGCUCAGUUGAUGAGUCGCUCCCAGGCUUCCAGUUCCACCAGCGGCAGUAUUACCCAACAGACUAUGUUACUAGGAAGUACCUCCCCUACCUUGACGGCCAGCCAAGCUCAAAUGUAUCUCCGAGCUCAGAUGCUGAUUUUCACACCCGCUACCACUGUGGCUGCUGUGCAGUCUGACAUUCCUGUUGUCUCGUCGUCAUCGUCACCUUCCUGUCAGUCUGCAGCUGCUCAGGUUCAGAAUUUAACAUUACGCAGCCAGAAGUUGGGUGUCUUAUCUAGCUCACAGAAUGGCCCACCAAAAAGCACUGGUCAAACUCAAUCAUUGACAAUUUGUCAUAAUAAAACAACAGUGACCAGUUCUAAAAUCAGCCAACGAGACCCUUCUCCAGAGAGCAAGAAGGGAGGAAGCCCAAGCCUGGAAUCUCGAAGCACAGCGGUCACUCGGACUUCAAGCAUUCACCAGUUAAUAGCACCAGCUUCAUAUUCUCCAAUUCAGCCUCAUUCUCUAAUCAAACAUCAACAGAUUCCUCUUCAUUCACCACCUCCUAAGGUUUCCCAUCAUCAGCUGAUUUUACAACAGCAACAACAGCAGAUUCAGCCAAUCACCCUUCAGAGUCCAACUCAAGAUCCGCCCCCAUCCCAGCACUGUAUCCCGCUUCCAAACCAUGGCCUUUCUCCAGCUCCUAGUAAUGCCCAGUCACAGCAUUGCUCACCAAUUCAGAGCCAUCCCCCUCCUUUAACUGUGUCUCCUAAUCAGGCACAGUCGGCACAGCAGUCUGUAGUGGUGUCUCCUCCUCCACCUCAUUCCCCAAGUCAGUCUCCUACUAUAAUUAUCCAUCCACAAGCACUUAUCCAGCCACACCCUCUUGUGUCUUCAGCUCUUCAAACAGGGCCAAAUUUGCAGCAGGCUACUGCUGAUCAGGUACAACCCACAGCACAGCUGAAUCUUCCAUCCCAUCUUCCACUUGCAGCAUCCCCUGUUGUACACAUUGGCCCAGUCCAACAGUCUGCCUUGGUGUCCCCUGCUCAGCAGAUUGUGUCUCCAACAUCACACCAGCAAUACUCAGCCUUGCAGUCAUCUCCAAUUCCAAUCGCAACCCCUCCACAGAUGUCGACAUCUCCUCCAGCUCAGAUCCCACCACUGCCCUUGCAGUCUAUGCAGUCUUUACAAGUGCAGCCUGAAAUUCUAUCCCAGGGCCAGGUUUUGGUGCAGAAUGCUUUGGUGUCAGAAGAAGAGCUACCUGCUGCAGAAGCUCUGGUCCAGUUGCCAUUUCAGACUCUUCCUCCUCCACAGACUGUUGCGGUAAAUCUCCAAGUACAGCCACCAGCACCUGUUGAUCCACCAGUGGGAAUGCAUUUGAACCAGUGUCAUCUGCACAAAGUUUUUUCUCUUAAGGUUUAUCAAGUAGAAGAUGUGUGUGAGGAAGAAAUGCCAGAGGAGUCAGAGGAGGGUGCGAGGACGGACAGAACACCACCACCACCCACUUUGUCUCCAGCAGCCAUAACUGUGGGCCGAGGAGAGGACCUGACAUCUGAACAUCCUUUGUUAGAGCAAGUGGAGUUGCCUGCUGUGGCCUCAGUCAGUGCUUCAGUGAUUAAGUCUCCAUCAGAUCCUGCCCAUGGCUCUGUUCCUCCACCACCACUCCUAAUUCCAGCUGCUGCCACGAGGGGCAAUAGCACAUCUAUGGCCAGCAGCGCUCCCAGCCUAGAAAACAAACCUCCACAGGCUAUUGUCAAACCUCAGAUCCUGACUCACGUGAUUGAAGGUUUUGUCAUUCAGGAGGGAUUGGAGCCAUUUCCUGUGAGUCGCUCAUCUUUGCUGAUAGACCAACCUGUGAAAAAGAGGCCUCUUUUGGAUAAUCAGGUGGUGAAUUCUGUGUGUGUUCAGCCAGAACUACAGAAUAACACAAAGCAUGCAGAUAAUUCAUCUGACACCGAGAUGGAAGACAUGAUUGCUGAAGAGACAUUAGAAGAAAUGGAUAGUGAAUUGCUUAAGUGUGAAUUCUGUGGAAAAAUGGGAUAUCCUAAUGAAUUUUUACGGUCAAAACGAUUCUGUACUAUGUCAUGUGCCAAAAGGUACAAUGUUAGCUGUUCUAAAAAAUUUGCACUUAGUCGUUGGAAUCGUAAGCCUGAUAAUCAAAGUCUUGGGCAUCGGGGCCGUCGUCCAAGUGGCCCUGAAGGAACAGCAAGAGAACAUAUCCUUAGGCAGCUUCCAAUUACUUAUCCAUCUGCAGAAGAAGACUUGGCUUCUCAUGAGGAUUCUGUGCCUUCUGCCAUGACAACUCGUCUGCGCAGGCAGAGUGAGCGGGAAAGAGAACGCGAGCUGCGUGAUGUGAGGAUGAGGAAAAUGCCUGAGAACAGUGACUUGCUUCCAGUUUCACAGACAGAGCCCUCUAUAUGGACAGUCGAUGAUGUCUGGGCCUUCAUCCAUUCUCUGCCUGGCUGCCAGGAUGUUGCAGAUGAGUUCAGGGCACAAGAGAUUGAUGGACAGGCCCUGCUCUUGCUAAAAGAAGACCAUCUCAUGAGUGCAAUGAACAUCAAGCUGGGCCCAGCCCUGAAGAUUUGUGCACGCAUCAACUCUCUGAAGGACUCUUAACAGAAACCCAAGACGUUGAUGUAAUAUCGGUUUUAUCACUCUUAAUGGUAAUGGUAAAGCCUCAUUUGGCUGAGAAUAUCAGACUGAUGAUGGAAGGCCAAGCACUUUGGGACCGCCACUUGCAGUGCCAACACUUCUCUUCAGAUACCCUAACUCAUCAUACAUUUUCAUAAUUAGCCAACGUUGGUAAAGUUAAUUUUACCAGUUACAUACAACACUGAAAGACUUGUUACAGAGGCCCAUAUUUUUCAAAGAAACAUGUUAUACUAGAUAAUUUUUUAAAGGUAAUGUUUAUCAUUAGUAUAAAAGAAGCCUUUUAAAAAUAAUUAUUGAUUCACACCCCCCCUUCUUUGAUUCUGUUUUCUUAAACAUUUUUCUACCCUGUUAGUUUUCCAAAGGUUAUCAUAGAGAUAUAAGGUAAUUUAGGAGCCCAUUGACAGAAUCGAAUGCAAUGAAGUAUCAGUAUGUUUAAAAAACCUAUCUUCCUGACAAAUGCUUUGUCUUUAAAACAGGAUUGUGUUCUUGCAUAAGCAGUAUUUAUGGAGGUCACAAAAGUCUAUAUUCUAGACUUCACCCAGAUCGGCAUGACUGACAGUUUUCCUCUUGGUUUUGUACAUUAAGAGCAAUAGUUCUCAGUGGAGAGGUCUCUUUUUGUCCUCCAGGGGGCAUUUAGCAGUCUCUAGACACAUUGUGGUUACCACAGCCCGUGGCUGUUACAGGAACCGAGGAGGUGGCAGUGGCAGUGCACAGGACUAUUACCAAGAGUGACCUGUUAGAGAUGCCAGUAGUGCCAGGGUUCAGAAGCUGGUGAGCAAGGAGUGCUGCGUGUUGGUCUUUUUCACGUGCAGGGAACAUAAAGAUAAGGUCUGAUAAGGAGUACAUGUAUAGUGAAGUAUUAUUCAGAUGGCAUUAAUGUUCUGCUGAAGUUUUUUUUUUUUACAGUUUAAGUGUAUACUAGAAAAGGGAAGAAAAUCCGUAAAACUGGUCUACAAGAUUAGUGUAAUUUACAGAACAUGUGACUGAUAGGGUGUACGACACUGGUCACCUUUUCCUGACUGUUGCCCUGUACUGGUGAGGGUGGAAGAUGCAGUCAUGCCUGGGAGAGUUGGCAGUGGGGUGUGACCCGUCCGUGUGCUCUCUCGGAGCGACCCUGCUUGAAUUCUUCCCAUAAAGCAUUGAAAGUGACUUCUCUUAAUCAAGUGUUCACUCAGUAGUUAUUUUCUGUAGAGUUAGGACAUUAAGACAGAAAUUUCUGUGGGUGCUCUGAGAGCCUUAAGUGCUGGGCAUCAGAUGAGAAAUCUCAACAGUUAAAGGAGCGGCUAACAAGCCCUUGGCCACAGACGUAAGAGACAGCAGAGUCUAGCUUACUCGUUUUCACUGCUCUUUUCAGAGACUCUGCUGAGCCAGUAGAAGGCUAACAGAUGUCACAGAGGUAUCACAGAUAUUUAUCUUUUGUCUUUGUGUACAUUAGAAAUGUUGGUUAUUUUUAUACAAAAAUAUAGUGGGUAAUUUUUUUAAUCUUUAGAUGCCUCUUGUUCGAAUGUGUGCUUUGUGGGGUUGUUAAUGUAGUUGAAGAGUAUUCACCGGCAGUCCUGUGUAGACUCAGAGUGUGAGAGUAGCGGGAGGCUCGUGUUUCAAACCUACAGUAGUAUAGUCUCCGUUACAUAUUUCUUUGCAUCACAUUUUGUUAUUAACGUUUCUAGAAAGGUAGGUACUCUCUAGUCCAUCUCAUUUAUUAGUAGUAAUGAGUCGUCAUGGGAGUUGUCAUAGAUUUUCCCCUCAUCCUCCUAAACAUAGACUAAGCAGCACUCAGAUUGCUACUAUAUGAAGGAGGCACAAAGGUAGAUUUCCUCUGGAAUUAAAACUGGAUUGUAGUAAUCUACAGUUAAUACAGAGUUGAUUGUCCAGUAUAGACCUCCAGCAAUAAUGCUUCCCUCCUGCAAAUGCUUAUAUAUAUAGCCUUUAAGGUAUUAACUCUACAGUUCUACUAGAAUCAGCCCACUGUGUGCUUAUGAGAAGCCCCUGGGCCUAGCACUGCCUUUAAGUAUCCCUAAGCAGCGUACAAGAAGAGUUUCUGCUGGAGAAUGCCUUCUUGUCCUUAAUCUUAGAUGUAGUCCAGAUCUUCUGUUGUCUGCACUUAAAUUCAACAAGAAAAUACACUUUUUCCCCCUACAAGUGGGUUGUUUUAUUAAGAAAUGGCUUGUUUGCUGUCAUUUGGUAGUUCUCCCAUUGCUGCAGGUAUUUCUUUAAUUUAAUCAUCCUAAUUUGAAAGCUUUAAUAAUAUGUAUGUCCCUCUCUCUCCUGAACAUUAGACUGUUCAGUAUGACAUAGAUAGGAAGAAUGCCAUUUUCAUUCCCUGUUGUAUUACUAAGUGCUUUAAGAAUUUUCCUGACAAGCAGAGAGGAAUAUGGGUUCAUCCUACUUUUGCUACUCGAGUUUUCAUUUCCUUACUUUAAACCCCUUUUCCACUAUGGGACAUACCUUUCACAUUUUAUUUGUUUUAAGUUCUAUGUUCUUAGGGAAAUAAACAGCUGGCUUGUAAAAGUUACUUUAUAUGACAGUACUUACAAGCUUUGUGUAGAAAUGUGCAGGGCACAGCUACACAGCUUCAUUAUAAAUCAGCACAGCAUAGGAAUGCUGUCUUCGUCCGUGACAGCUUUGAGGGCAUGGAACUGCGAUGGUUACAUUCACUUCCAUUUGCUGUGGAGUUCUUUCUAAUUGUGACAUGCGGGUUAAAGCUUCACCUGGGAGGAGAGAUGCAGAAAAGAGAAGAGAGAUGGCAGUGAAUGAGCUAGAGAGCGGCUAAGAGGCAAAUGGGACUUCCCACUUGUGUUAGUUCCAUUAUUGCAGCAUUGAACACAUUUCUGCACUUUUUGGGUUACCUAAAUAAAUAGAAGUGGUUUUUGUGUGUGUGUGUUUUAGGAAUCCUGCUGCUUUCCUCUUUUUGUUGUUUGUAUUGGACCAUGCUUUUGAAUAAUUUUUUACAUAGUCAAUCUUCAUAUAAUAAGUGCAAAAUUGUUAGUCACAGAUCUGUUUACAAUACGAGUCUUGGAUUGAUGUCUUUCACAGGACACAGUUUCUUACAAGUUUGUUUAGUUGUGUGCCUCAGAACUCAGAGCCAUGCUUUAAGGGACUCAGUACGAUCCUGAACCAGAGUGGUAGGGAAGAGAUAGAGUCAUGUGAUUUUAGGCUUUGAUUUCAUGUGUAUACGUGAUUUUAGAAAGAAUAAAUUAUUACUGAUGAAUGUGAAUGAAGCUGAUCUUGCAGCUGUUGUCAUUGUGUGAACUCUGACUGGUAAUACUGUUAACGCAUUUCAGACAUGCUUUCAGCCUGAGAGGCUGUAUGUUGCGGUUUUAAGACUUUCAUCCUUUGUGAUGCCGGCAACACUUGCUGCCAACUGGUAUUGUUAGUGGCAUGGAAUGGCUUCACCUCAUUUCCUUCACUAAGCCUCUUCUGCCCCCAAUCCUACCCCAAAUAAGCUGCAUAGAGCUUUCUUAUUAGUUCUUGGCUUGGGGCUGGGUAGUAUCCUGCUUGGAAAUCUUCAGGAUUUUGUAAUGGGCUAGACCUUUAUAACCAUACCAGUUGUAUUUCAAUGAAAGGUUUGUCCAUCUAUGCAAAUCAUUUCCUAGGUAUGUUUCUUGUGCACCGUACAUCUAACUGUGUGACUGGUUGGACCUUGGACCCAUCUUUUUUUUUUCGUGUGUGUGUGUGUGUGUGUGUGGUUGGGAGCUGACAGGAACAUGACAAGGCUAGCUAAAUGAAGACAUUUAACAUGAUGGUGGUCAUUAGCAGCUUAGAAAGACCCAUGGUGCUGGGUAGUUGGACUCCCAUUGUAGCAAUGUGAAGGUUUUACAGUGUUAGUUGUUCUGUUUGCUGGUACUAGGGUCUGCGGUCAGGGCUUCACACUCCACCUCUGAGCUUACAUCCUGUGCUUUCUGCUUGAUUGCCUUUACUAACCUGGAAUUGUGAUCCUCUGGCCUUCUUUCAAGUGUUGGAGUGCAGGUCUGUGCCACCAUGCCAAACCUAGCCCUGGUGGUUUUAAAUGUCAAGAUUUGCCUUUAAUCAAAUGAGUUCUUUCUCUUAUCACCUGACCCUGCUCUGAGGUGGGCUGAUGUUACUGGUACCACUGGUACCCAAGUGAGUAGUCCUGGAUUUCUAAGGAUAACUGGUAAGAGGGGGAGAGGGAGUGUAUCUGUCAGAGCUUAGAAGUUGUUGUGAGUAGACAGAAAUUAGAGGAGUUUCCACAUUGGAUAUCACAGUUGACACAGUCUUGCAGGGCACUGUAAGGCAGUUUGUGUCUCAGUCUGAGGAUCAGUGACUGGCUCUUUUCCCUGACUGGGUCCCAGUAAGCACAAGCCUGCCUGUGUUCAUGACAUGAGCUGUUUAACUCACAGCCACCAGUAUUGAUAUCAGUCCAUUUAGAAUAUUUUGUUUCAUCUCAAAGAUUAGUUUUCAGUUUAGAUGAGUAAAAAUAAGUGUUAGAAAUAGUAAAUAUGUUACUAAUAUUUAAUUUUAACCUAUUGAACCAUAUAUCUUAAAUUCUCUGGGAAGAUAUUUCUUUUGUGUUAGAAGAUUAUAAAAUGCAUUACCCUAUAGUUUAUAGUUGAAAUAAAAGCUGUUUCUUCAAUUUAAAAUGUUGAAAAUGACAUUAAUUUUUUUAAAAAGUUACCUAAAAUAUUAAGACCUUAUAAGUUGUGCGUAUUAGUUCUAGAGUUCAAGCUACUUUGAAAUUAUACUAAGAGAAAAUUUUCUUUUUCUUUUUGAAAGUUACAAGGUACCAAUUGAAAAACAAUUACUACCAUCAUGUUCCAGAGUACAAUAUUAGGAGGUCCUGCCCUCUGUCGUGAAGUGGUCCCAGCUUCCCUAAGACAGAGUCCCAUGUGUGUACACACUCUCUGGCAAGUGCCAUAGUUACGGGAAAUUAUUUCCAUGGUGAUUUUAUUUUUUUUUCCCUUUUGGUAGCUUGUGGACAUUGUGUUUUAUUUAAAAAUGCAAUUAAAGUAAAAUGUUAGGUACAAAAUGAGAUUCUAACACCUUAUAUUUAGGCAGAGGUCUUUCUGUUGCUUUUCAAGUGUACACCUACUGCUCUCCGUGAUAUUCCUGGUAUUGGGUAUGAAUCUGUAGAAAGAAAAAUUUUAAAGAAGGUAUGUAAUGAAUGAAUUUUAAUUUUGAAACAAUCAGUAUAAGUUUAAAACAUGCUAGCAUGGCAUAACUUAUGAACUGUAAGAGGGAUGGAUUGAGUCCUUUUAUACUGUCUAAGUCAACAUCAGCCGUCAUCUUAGAUGUCAUAGUCCCUGUUGGCUUGAUGGAGUACGGCAGUGUCAACUGUGCUUUGUGGACGUUUCUCUGACACUGGUGAAAAGGCGAGGAGAUCACAUCAUUGAAACAAACAUGAGCCCACUGUAGAAGGAAGGGACUUUUGUAGUCUUGCCUCAAGUAAACUAAAUAUGUACAGUGUUUAAAGUUCAUGUACUUAGUACCUGUGUUAAAUGUUUUGGUAGUACUAAAAAAUGAGCAAAAUUGCUAUUUUUCUUUAGUAGUGAGUAACAUAAAUCCACUAGCUGCAUUGCCCUGCUGAGUGGAGAUGAAACACUGUGGCUGUGAACUUGGGAUUGCUCCCGAUGGCAAGUUAGCUUGGUUUGUAAUCUCAUCUGGAUGUGCAGUGUGAUUCCUGCACUGCUGACUUUUGGCUUAAGUAAUUACUGAAUAAAUAUCCUCCCCCAGCUCUAAAACUAGUCCUGAGCUCCAUAGUUGGGAUGACCACAGGUGACUGAACGCACUUCUUCAUCCAUUUGUCACUAUUGGACACUUCGCUGUGUGCAGCAUAUAUGACUAAAAAGAAAAUAACAAACCCAGUCUUCCCAGACAACCUCACUGCUGCAUAAGCAUAUAUGUACUUACUCCCAGUUAAUGCCGUUGCCUGGGAACAACCGAGGGGUCCAGUCACAUCACCCCUCAGGCUGCACAUCUGUUGACAACAGUGAGCACACCUGCCGUGACAGCUGUGAGGGCUGUGACAGGCAGUGUCAGACUAGUCCUGGGCAUGGCGUGUGGCAGAUGAGAAGCUGAUGUGGAAUCUUAGACAUCUUUAGAUCCAGUAUUGAUAAGAGCAGUUUUCCAAAACAGAAACAGCUGAGAGGAGGCCAGAACAGGCUGCUGCUGUUUCUCCAGUGUUGACUGUGGUGUGCGCUGCUGUCAGUCAGAGGAGGGAUGCACUGCAUCAUGACACACAGGACUGGUAAUAACGCAGGUCCUGCUGCGCUGGCAAGUGUUUGGGGAGUAAAGAUGGAGUCACAAUCAGUUAUAAUUGGGUAAAUUCUCUUGUAACUCUGGGAUUCUGUGAAUCAGGUUGUAAUUUUUUCUUUAAAUACUAAUAUCAGUUGAUGAUACUAACAUUCUUUAUAAAGAUAUAAAAAUAUAUUUUAAAAACUUUUAUGUAUCAUAGCUGUAGCUUUUUAAGGUGGGAAAAUGUCCAAGUAAAGUGUUAGAUGACUAUAUAUAAUGGAUGCAUUCGAACAGAUUUUCUUUUUCUUAAGGUAUACUAAUCUAAAUAGCUCAGUAAUCUGGCCUUUAAAUUGUUCUGUGAUGCUGGUUACUCUUAAAGUGUUUUAAAUUCUUUAAAGUAUACCUAAAUUGUAAAAUAUCCCAUGCUAUUUAGAUCUCUGUAGCAUUAACACUGAUUUUGUAGAUGUAUUCUUGGAACUUCAUACUUCAGCCAAGAAUACAGAAAUUGUAAUUUUGUGUGUGAUUUCUCACAUUGAUGGACUGCUAAUCACCUCAUUCAAAAGAUGGGUCUUAUUGUUUUUGUUUUUUUUUCCAAAAUUGAGACGUUCUUGGAAAGUGCAGGAUUGUGCUAGGAAUGCAGGUUGUGUGUUGCAGACAGUGUGCACAGGAGCGGAUGCUGACAGUAGGAAAGGACUCCAGCCUCUUGAUUCAGGUAGAAUGUUCUCUUUACUUCUUCAGAUUUGUUCCACAGGGGCAAGUUGCUGUGAUGAACUACUUUUUAACCUUUUAAGCACAUUUAAAAAAAAUAAUCUUAACUUUUGAUUCUUCCCAUUGUUCUAUAAUCAAAGUUUCAUAAUAAAAUCUCAAAAGAUGAUUCAUCAAGGAAAAAAGCACCACCAACGGGGAAAGAAAAUGUGUUUUAAUCUUAGAGAAAGCAAAUAUUAAGGUUAUAUGGAUGUGUCUUACAUGGGAUGUUGUAUUAGAGUCCUCACAGAAAAUGACAUAGUUGUAGUACCUUACAUAGACUUCCUAGACUGGUGUUCAUAGCUACAGUUUUACGAUGUAUAACCUGAAAAUGAAGUUAAUUUUGCAUUAUAAGAGCACACCAUUAUCUAUGUAAAAACUGUUCAUUUGAUGUAUUUUUUUAAGAAAAGAGAAAGCACUUUCAUAUUAAGUCGCAUGUGUAUGAAUUUUAGACUUCCUGUUUGUAUGUCUAUUCAGUGAGUAAAACGGAGCAUCAGAUGUUUGCUGGCGAUGUUAACUGCUAAUGGAAGCACCUUAUACUCUGCUGCUUAAACUUGCUUGGAUUGCACCUUUGUUACCUGCACACUUUCACAUAGAGUAUUGUAACAUGGCUUUGAGUGGGUCUGGGUGGAAGAUUAGUGGUGGGCCUGCAGGAUCUUUUAUUUAUGUUGUUUAUAUUACAAUAAUAUAUUGUAGACCAGUUGUAACUUCAGUUCUUUACAAAUAAAAACCUGAUUGGUU